Hippopotamus amphibius kiboko is the source of this 1708-nucleotide messenger RNA. RefSeq names its product T-box transcription factor 6 (gene TBX6). The transcript has 8 exons. NCBI's taxonomy places the organism in Eukaryota, Metazoa, Chordata, Mammalia, Artiodactyla, Hippopotamidae. Gene Ontology annotation, cellular component: nucleus. Gene Ontology annotation, biological process: vasculogenesis; heart looping; positive regulation of DNA-templated transcription. Gene Ontology annotation, molecular function: DNA-binding transcription factor activity, RNA polymerase II-specific; RNA polymerase II cis-regulatory region sequence-specific DNA binding. Bases 1 to 1311 code for a protein of 436 amino acids. The record is from RefSeq and is a predicted model, not a curated record.
AUGUACCAUCCACGAGAGUUGUACCCCUCCCUGGGGACUGGCUACCGCCUUGGGCCCCCGCAGCCUGGGGCAGAUUCCGGCUUCCCGCCUGGCCUGGCAGAAGGCUACCGCUACCCUGAUCUGGACACCCCCAAACUGGAUUGCUUCCUCUCUGGAAUUGAGGCUGCUCCCCGAACUCUGGCUGCUCCCCCACCUCUACCCCCGCUGCCCCCAGCCCUGGGCACUGAGCCGCCCCCUCCAGCCCCAGAGGGCCUUCACUCCCUCCCUGGAGUCAGCCUGAGCCUGGAGAACCGGGAGCUGUGGAAAGAGUUCAGCUCCGUGGGAACAGAGAUGGUCAUCACCAAAGCUGGGAGGCGCAUGUUCCCUGCUUGCCGAGUGUCAGUCACUGGCCUGGACCCCGAGGCCCGCUACCUGUUUCUUCUGGAUGUGGUUCCCGUGGACGGGGCUCGCUACCGAUGGCAGGGCCGGCGCUGGGAGCCCAGCGGCAAGGCAGAGCCCCGCCUGCCCGACCGCGUUUACAUUCACCCCGACUCUCCUGCCACUGGUGCCCACUGGAUGCGGCAGCCUGUGUCUUUCCAUCGUGUCAAGCUCACCAACAGCACACUGGACCCCCAUGGCCACCUGAUCUUGCACUCCAUGCAUAAGUAUCAGCCCCGCAUACACCUGGUGCGGGCCGCCCAGCUUUGCAGCCAACACUGGGGGGGCGUUGCCUCCUUCCGCUUCGCCGAGACCACGUUCAUCUCCGUGACAGCCUACCAGAACCCACGGAUCACACAACUGAAGAUCGCAGCCAACCCCUUUGCCAAGGGCUUCCGGGAGAAUGGCAGAAACUGUAAGAGGGAGCGAGAUGCCCGUGUGAAGAGGAAACUGCGGGGCCCAGAGCCAGUAGCCACGGCAGCCUACGGGAAUGGAGAUGUCCCAGGGGGUCCCUGCGAUUCCACACUGGGUGGAGACGUUCGUGAGUCAGAUCCAGAGCAGGCCCCAGCGCCCGGGGAAGCUGCCCCGGCCCCAGCUCCUCCCUGUGGUGGCGCCAGUGCUGAGGCCUACCUUCUGCACCCUGCAGCUUUCCAUGGGGCCCCUGGUCACCUUCCAACCAGGAACCCCAGCUUCCCUGAGGCUCCAGACUCUGGGCGCCCAGCCCCUUACUCAGCUGCUUUCUUGGAGCUGCAGCCCGGGCCAGCAGGCUCAGGAUACCCCGCAGCCGCAGCCCCAGCAUCCUUUGCCUCGCACUUCCUCCAAGGGGGCCCCUUCCCCCUGCCCUACCCUGGGCCUGGGGCUUACCUGGAUGUGGGCUCCAAACCAAUGUACUGAGCCUUUGCGAAGCCCCUCUGCCUCCCUCCCUGUCUUCCAUCACAAGCCUCCAGUUCCCUUCCCCCAGGCCUGUUGCCCCCCCCUCACUCCCACAGGCCCCAUCCCCCACACCAAAUGGCUACCUUGGGCCUCCCCCACCCCACUUCACACUUUGAUUUCCCUCCCACCCCCCUCUGGCUUCAAAGCUCUGGCUAAGCUGCUGGAGUCCAGCUGGGGCCAGCUUCCCCUUCCCGGCUCUCACCUCGGUGUGAAUGGAGGGAGGCUCUGCCUGGCCAAAUGGGACCUGGGACCAGCACUCCCACCUCCCAGCCUCACCCUUGGGGCUCGGCAAGUUCUACCCCCUCACCCCAGUGGAAGCCACACCGGUCUGUUCUCAGGACCAGAGUAUUUUUGUUAA